AUGGCUUCCGCAGAUGAGCUGAAAGCUCUUGGCAACAAGGCCAUUGCCGAAAAGAACUUUGACGAGGCCGUAGACAAGUUUACCCAGGCCAUUGCUAUCCAACCCGAGAACCACAUCUUGUACAGCAAUCGAUCCGCUGCUUAUGCCUCCAAGAAGGAUUGGGACAACGCCUUGGCCGACGCUGAUAAGACUACUCAGAUCAAACCAGACUGGGCCAAGGGCUGGGGUCGAAAAGGUGCUGCCCUGCACGGAAAAGGCGACCUGCUCGGUGCCAAUGAUGCUUACGAGGAGGGCUUGAAGCUUGAUGCCAAUAAUACUCAGCUGAAGAGUGGUUUGGCCUCUGUCGAGAAGGCCAUAAAACAGGAAGCAGGUGGCCCUGGUGGCUUUGGAGCCGACCCUACCGGGGGUCUAGGCCAGAUGUUCAAUGAUCCCAAUCUGAUCCAGAAGCUCGCCAACAACCCCAAGACUAGCUCAUUCCUCGCUGAUCCUACCUUUAUGGCCAAGCUGCAGCAGAUGCAACAGAAUCCUGGAAAUCCCCAGGAUCUUUUCAGCGACCCUAGAAUGAUCCAGGUUCUGGGUGUGUUGAUGGGCGUCGAUAUGGAAAUGCGUGACUCGGAUCCUCGCGAGGACACCAACAUGACCGAUGCCCCGGAGACAAAGAAGCCCGAGCCUGCCAAGAAGGCUCCUGAACCCGAACCUGAGCCAGAGGAGCUGGAUGAGGAAGCUCUGGAGAAGAAAAAGAAGAAGGAGGAGGCCGACAAGGAGAAGGCCCUUGGUACUGAGAACUACAAAAAGCGCAAGUUUGACGAAGCCAUUGAACAUUACUCCAAGGCCUGGGAUAUUUUCCAGGACAUCACCUAUCUUAACAACCUCGGAGCCGCAUAUUUUGAGAAGGGCGACUACGACAAGUGCAUUGAAGCCUGCACCAAAGCCGUUGACGAAGGCCGCACAGUCUACGCCGAUUUCAAACUUAUUGCCAAGAGCUACGCCCGUAUUGGAAAUGCUUACGACAAGAAGGGUGACUUGGCCCAGGCUGUUGAGAACUACAACAGGUCCUUGACUGAACACCGAACACCUGAUGUUCUGAACAAGUUGCGAGCGGCGGAGAAGCGCAAGCUUGAUGCGGCCAAGACUGCAUACAUCGAUCCUGCCAAGGCUGAAGAGGCUCGUGUGCAGGGUAACGAUAAAUUCAAGGCAAACGACUUCCCCGGUGCGGUGGAAGCCUACUCGGAGAUGAUCAAGCGAGCGCCAGAAGAUGCUCGUGGAUACAGCAACCGUGCCGCCGCCUUCAUCAAGUUGUUUGAAUUCCCCAGCGCCGUUGACGACUGCAACACGGCCAUCAAGAAGGACCCCACCUUUAUCAGAGCGUACAUUCGCAAGGCUCAAGCCUUCUUUGGCAUGCGCAAGUAUUCCGACUGCGUGGAUGCCUGCGCCGAGGCCACCCAGGUCGAUCAAGAGCACCACAACAAUGCCAACAGUCGUGAAAUUGAGCAACAGCAACAAAAGGCAUUGAACGCCAUGUACUCGGCCCGUGACAACGAGACCGAGGAGCAGACUCGCGAGAGACUGAUGAAGGACCCAGACAUCAUGGGGAUUAUGCAGGAUCCUGUCAUGCAGUCGAUUCUGCAGCAGGCCCAGUCCGACCCCAUGGCUCUUCAAGAACACAUGAAGAAUCCAGGUGUGCGAUCGAAGAUCCAGAAGCUCAUGGCUGCUGGCGUGAUUAGAGUCGGUGGGCGGUAA
This is a messenger RNA of Pochonia chlamydosporia 170, 1740 nucleotides long. RefSeq names its product heat shock protein. The record is from RefSeq and is a predicted model, not a curated record. Gene Ontology annotation, molecular function: Hsp90 protein binding. The transcript has 4 exons. Bases 1 to 1740 code for a protein of 579 amino acids. NCBI's taxonomy places the organism in Eukaryota, Fungi, Ascomycota, Sordariomycetes, Hypocreales, Clavicipitaceae.